GAUUCGAGUCGGUGAAUUCCUUCGUGUUUCAUUUCAUUGCAGCCGAGUUUGUUGAGCCCGAUGGAUUUUGGAUCAGAUCUAGGGCUUAGGUGAAUCCCACCCUGCUGUUGAAGAUGAUCUCGCAGUUCUUCGUGCUGUCGCAGCGAGGCGACAACAUCGUCUUCCGCGAUUAUCGAGGUGAAGUGCCAAAAGGCAGUGCUGAGAUAUUCUUCCGCAAAGUAAAGUUCUGGAAAGAGGAUGAAGAAGAGGAGGCUCCUCCUGUCUUUAAUGUGGAUGGGGUUAACUAUAUUCAUGUGAAAGUUGCUGGGUUGUUUUUUGUGGCAACAACAAGGGUUAAUGUUUCACCAUCCCUUGUUUUGGAGCUCUUGCAAAGAAUUGCACGUGUUAUAAAGGACUAUCUUGGCAUUCUUAAUGAGGAUUCUUUACGGAAAAAUUUUGUGCUCGUGUACGAAUUACUUGAUGAAGUUAUAGAUUUUGGUUAUCCACAAACUACUUCUACAGAAAUUCUUAAGUCAUAUGUAUUUAAUGAACCAAUUGUGGUUGAUGCUGCGCGAUUGCCUACUCUUGGUCCUGCAUCCAUGUUUAUGCAAGGAGCUAAAAGGAUGCCUGGCACUGCUGUUACGAAAUCUGUGGUAGCUACAGAACCUGGUGGUAGGAAGAGGGAGGAAAUAUUCGUUGAUAUUAUUGAAAAAAUAAGUGUCACAUUCAGUUCUAGUGGUUAUAUCCUCACAUCAGAAAUUGAUGGCACCAUUCAAAUGAAAAGCUACCUUACUGGAAACCCAGAAAUUCGUCUUGCUCUUAACGAGGACUUGGGCAUUGGUAAAGGCAGUGCUUCUCUUUAUGACUAUAGAAGUUCAGCAGGAGGGGCUGUAAUACUUGAUGACUGUAAUUUCCACGAAUCAGUCCGUCUUGAUAGUUUUGAUGUGGAUCGAACUUUGGCAUUAAUACCUCCAGAUGGAGAAUUUGCUGUAAUGAACUAUCGGAUGACUCAGGAGUUCACCCCGCCUUUUCGGGUUAAUGCAUUGAUUGAAGAAGCAGGACAAUUAAAGGCUGAAGUGAUUAUAAAAGUACGUGCAGAUUUUGCAACAAGUGUCACUGCAAACACUAUUACAGUACAGAUGCCAGUGCCCACUUACACAUCAAGGGUUAGUUUUGAGCUAGAAGCUGGUGCAGUUGGGCAGACGACUGAUUUUAAAGAGGGAGCUAAAAGACUUGAAUGGUGUCUAAAGAAGAUUGUGGGUGGUGCUGAACACACUCUACGAACAAAGCUCACAUUCUCACAGGAAUCACAUGGUAACAUUGCUAGAGAAGCUGGUCCUGUGAAUCUGAACUUCACAAUACCAAUGUAUAAUGCAUCAAAGUUGCAGGUAAGAUAUCUACAAAUAGCAAAGAAGUCACCUUCCUACAAUCCAUAUCGAUGGGUAAGAUAUGUCACACAGUCGAACUCAUAUGUUGCUCGUCUGUGACAAGCGUAAUGUUUUUCCUUUUGUAUUGCGGUCAGUUGGAGUCAGGACCGGUCCUUUUUAUACUUGUCUUUGUAUUUACACUAAUAAGAGAUUAAUUUUGUGGAGUUGAGUAAUCAUAGUCAAAUUUCUGCAAUAUGAAUUUUGUUCGUUUUCUAUGUCA
Messenger RNA from Zingiber officinale, 1626 nucleotides. RefSeq names its product AP-4 complex subunit mu. Gene Ontology annotation, biological process: Golgi to lysosome transport; protein targeting. The transcript is spliced from 13 exons. The coding region runs from base 114 to 1466 and encodes 450 amino acids. The record is from RefSeq and is a predicted model, not a curated record. Gene Ontology annotation, cellular component: clathrin adaptor complex; cytoplasmic vesicle; trans-Golgi network. Lineage: Eukaryota; Viridiplantae; Streptophyta; Magnoliopsida; Zingiberales; Zingiberaceae.